AUAGGCAGGGGGAAGUGGAGGAAUAAAGGGGCAUGGGGGUAACACCUGGGGAUAAAGUAGUCCCUGGAGUGAGGGUGCAGGCAGGGGCUAGUCUCUUGGGCCUGAACCUCUUCCUGGCGGGGGGGCUUGAUUCAGGUGGUUCCUUUGCCAAGCAGAGUUACUGCCUAAAACCAGCUCUGGCGCCUGGGACUGGUCUGGGUUAAAGGGGACCUUGAACCUGCCCAUUUCCUUCACCCCUUUCCUCUCUUGGCAGUUUCAGCUUUGCUCCCUCAGUGAUAAUUGGGGGGGGAGGGGAAGCUUUCCGGGGGAAGGAGAAGGUGGUAAGAGGCAGGAGUGUGGGUGGAGGAUGCAGACUGAAGGCAAGAGGAUCUGGGCAUAGAGAGGACGUGGGUGUGCGAGAGGGGAAGGAAGGAAGUAGUGGGUGUAAGGGAGAAGAAGGUUGUGGGGACAACUGGGAAGCAAGUGCAGGUGGAGCAAACCAAAUGACAGGGCUGUGAGUGAGAUCAGACCUGGAAAGCAGUAAGGUUGGCAGAGAGGGGAGGAGAGCAGGUGAAGAAGGUGCCAGUAUGAAAAGAGCUGGUGUGAGGCAUUAGAGGCCAUGGGAUGAGAAUUGAGAGCAGGCAGAAAGGACACAAAUGUUUCCUUAGCCUUUCCUGUUUAAUCAGGCCAUUCUCCCACAGUAAGCUUCCCAGUGGGAUGGCAAGUUGUGUGUGAUUCAGGUGCUCUGCUCAGUCUAAAGAGAGUACUACAUAAGUGGAUUCUCUUCUUGCUCAGGUGUUUCCGACAUAUGGCGUUAUAUUAGAAACACUAGCUAGAGCUGUCUGUAAGAAGGGAUUUGCCACAAGUGUAAAUGAGAUUAGCUUUUCCUUAUUUUUAGGAUCGGGGAGGGAAGCUGAUUUACAAGUGAUUUUGUCUCUGUCAGAGAGAGACUUUGGAAUCAUAUAUACUCCCAGAAAAAUAUUCCUGGAGCAGUUUAAACUGAUGCUUUGGCAGCCAGUAAUCUAAUGGGAAAAAUUCUCUCUGUGACCAAGAAGAACUUGUGAUUGGUUGCUGGUGUGAACAACAGUUGAGCUAAGUAAGCUCCUUUCCUUCUCAUUUACCUUGACCUAUUUCCAGUACUGUACCUAUACGAUGAACGACUACACUCCCUCAGACCUAGAUGGCAAGGUCCAGAAAACUCUGAAAAAGAUCUUUGGGUUUGACUCCUUUAAAACCUCUCUGCAAGAGAGCGCAACCAUGACAGUGGUGAAAGGCAAGAACGAUGUCUUUGUAUGCAUGCCCACAGGGGCAGGGAAAUCCCUGUGCUACCAACUUCCUGCAGUUCUGCAAGUGGGCAUCACCAUUGUCAUUUCACCUCUGAUUGCACUGAUUCAGGACCAAGUGGAUCAUUUGUUGGCACUGAAGGUCAAAGUCUACUCUCUGAAUUCCAAGCUUUCUGCUCAGGAAAGGAAGACCAUCCUGGCUGACUUGGCAAGCGAGAAGCCUCAGGUGAAGCUCCUGUAUAUCACCCCAGAGAUGGCAGCCGCCUCCUCCUUCCAGCCCACCCUGAACUCCCUUGUGUCUCGAAAUCUCUUAUCCUACCUAAUAAUAGAUGAGGCUCACUGUGUCUCCCAGUGGGGACAUGACUUCCGACCCGACUACCUGCGACUGGGCUCCUUACGCUCUCGCAUACCCAACACGCCAUGCGUCGCCCUGACUGCCACAGCCACCAAACAGGUCCAGGAUGACAUAGUGGUGUCACUGAAGCUAAAGCAACCUGUUGCCACCUUUAAGACGCCUUGCUUCAGACCUAACCUGUUCUAUGAUGUGCAGUUUAAGGAGCUCUUGACUGAUCCCUAUGCGAAUCUGAAGGAUUUCUGUCUGAAGGCCCUUGAAGAGAAGAAUGCCCAAGGGGUAUACUCUGGCUGUGGCAUUGUGUACUGCAGGAUGAGAGAGGUCUGUGACCAAUUGGCUAUUGAGCUGAGCUACAGAGGAGUGAAAGCCAAGGCCUAUCAUGCAGGGCUGAAGGCAGCAGACAGAACUUCAAUUCAGAAUGAGUGGAUGGAGGAAAAGGUCCCUGUUAUUGUUGCUACCAUCAGUUUUGGAAUGGGAGUCGACAAAGCUAAUGUCAGAUUUGUUGCCCAUUGGAAUAUUGCGAAGUCGAUGGCUGGAUAUUACCAGGAGUCUGGAAGGGCUGGGAGAGAUGGGAAGCUGUCCUGUUGCCGUCUCUAUUACUCUAGGAAUGACCGGGAGCAAGUGUCCUUCCUGAUCAAGAAGGAGCUCUCUAAACUCCAGGAGAAAAGAGGCACCUUGAAAGAGUCUGAUAAAGCUGUGCUGACGGCGUUUGAUGCUAUAGUGAACUUCUGUGAAGAGCUGGGCAUUUCAGAUGAUAAGAAGAAACCAGUUUGGCCGCUGGUGAUCUCUGUGUGAUACUGGAGAUGCAGUCCCCCAGACGGCUUGAAGCCCCCACUUUAACUGGCAGUUUACUUUCCAAGGAUAGAAUGUUGUUGGGGGUUACAGAAGGCAACUGGAAAUCGAGUUCCUGGAUUCUAUAGUAAGCACUGCCACCAAUGGCACCUGUUUCACCUUGGGCAAAUCAACCUCUCCAUGUCACAGUUUCUCCAACUGGGUGUCUCUCUUUGCGGCUGACCUCCCUCAGUAAUAUGUUCACUGGGAACAGGAACAUGAGAGCAGGAGCCAGUACUCUUCUGGCAACAGCGGCAAGACUUUGGAGCUCAUUACAGGAGAAAAUCAGAAUGUCCACACAUUUCCUGCCUUUGCAACACAGAGUAAACCUUCUUAUUAUGACUUGGCAUUCACACAGCUGUAACUAAAGGCCGCAAAGAAGAAAUGAGAAAAGGUGGGGAACGGAGGGGGAGAGAGGAGGAAAAGAGAAACUUAAACAAAAAUCAAAGCAAACACCACCCUGAACUGCUUUGUGGCAGGCAGCUUGGAGCACUCCCUCUAGCCUGCCAUGGCAGCCCGAAAGUUAUGGUUCCAACCAUCUUCUUUUCUGACUGUUCAUUUCUGAGAAAUUCCUCUUUAAAGCAACAAAACCCUACAUUGUAGCCAAUGGGAUUAAAUCUUCAGAUCUCCUAUUCAGACUGCAGGGAAGUGAACUGAGUAAAUCAAAUCUUUAGAUCCCCAUAUUGUUUUAGAAGGGAGGCAGAGCCUGCCAUGAGCUCAAGGCAUUAGUCUUGCUUGGAAAGAGAACAAGCACAGUAAUAGUGCAUAAAGAUGUCCAUUUGGUUUGCAGUGCAUGUAGCUCAGCCGCAUGGGUUAGGUUAGUUUAAACCAGCAAGGCACUGCCUGUGUUCCGGGCUCUCGCAGGUUGUUACUGAUUAAGGUUAAGGUGAUGCCUAGAAAGUACUAUCUUAUUUCUUUUUAAUGCAGAUUCAUCCUGCAGGGCCAGCUGGGUAAAGCUGUGCAAAUUGCCAUAAAUGCCCUGGAGGCCAAAUCUUUCCACCUAGCUUUAAUAGACUAAAGCCGUAUGGUACCUAAAUAAGUGGCCUGACUUUCAGCUGAUGAGCAUCUGCAGCUCUUAUUGAUUUGAUUGGUAAUUCUGGCUGCUCGGCAUUUCUGAGAAUAAGAACAUUUAUUUAGGCACCUCAGGUUGAACGUUUUGGCUAGAGCAGUGCUUCUCAAAAUCGGGCCACCGCUUCUUCAGGGAAAGCCCCUGGCGGGCCGGGCCAGUUUGUUUACCUGCCGCGUCCGCAGGUUCGGCUGAUUGCGCCUCCCACUGGCCGCGGUUCACCGCUCCAGGCCAAUGGGGGCUGCGGGAAGCGGCGUGGGCUGAGGGAUGUGCUGGCCACCCUGGGCUAGAGCCUUUUGGGACUGAGAACCAGCUGUGUGUGUCACAUCUUUGAUGUCCAUUGUAAGUUGGCUGGACCUUAACCAAGAGCGAAGGCUGCAUAAUAUGGUCGACUAUCCAUAGGGCCCAGAUUGUGGUAUCUGGCUUAAACUGGUCCAGUCUCCAUGAAUAAUAAAUUAUACAGUUUAAACACCCUUCCCUUUAACAAGUUACACCCUUCUGUGCUUUCAUCCUCUGCGUGGAGAAGUAGGUGUGUUGGAGGGUAGGAGGGCAGGUGAGGCUAAACUUAUUGUUGAGGACUAAGCCAUGGGUUAGUCAUAAUGCUGGUGCCAUUUCAGUAAUGUAUGUUUGCACAGAGGGGAAAAGAGCGAGAGAGAUGAUGAUCUUGUGGUUAGGGCACAGGACUAGAAGUCAGGAAAUGUGAUUGACUUCAAUGAUUGACUUCAAUGUCCUCUUGCAAGCAAACCCUUCUAGGCUUUUGCUGUUGCUGCUUUCCGAAGUCUGAGAUGAAGCUUUGGGGAGUGUGUUGUUGAAGGCUGUUGUUAGCACAUGUAGUUCUAAUGCAGCACUUCCUAGUCAUGUUGAUCUUUGAUUCUGCCUGAAGACCGGCAUCCUCUUCACCUCCCAUCCCAUAGUGGCAGCCAUUUGAGACCUCACAACUCAACAAGAGGGGCACUUUCAGAAAGUGGGAACUACCUGAUGAUCCCAAGCAAGGAGUUUGUCUGUUGUCACACACUCAUCUCUGACUCCAUUGUAAUGUUUUCUUUAAGAUGUUUUCUCAGAUUUCUUGUCUGCAGCUAUUAACACAAACAUUGUGUGCUAUGAUCUAUUCCCAUCAAGUCACACAAGAUAAGCAGGGUGAAUUUGGCCCAAUACUGGAAUGGGAAACACCCCUGGAAUGCUUAGGAGCUGUAGGAAGGUAGUGUUGGUUGCUUGGCAGGGAAUCUUCCAAGUCCACCCCAGCAUGGUGAAAAAGGGGUACUGUACUGCUGAAGGUGCUGCCCUCCCAGUGAGGCUUAAAACAAAGGUUCUGACUAGUUGUGAUCACUUUCUCAAGAGUAACAAGGAGUCUGGUGGCACCUUUCUCAAGAGUAGGUGUUCAGCUGUGGUGUCGUGGAUUAAUUCUAAAUGUGGUAGCUCCUUUGUACUGUACUGAAUUAUUGUUCUGGUUUCAAAUGGAUAAGAUCUUUUCCACUUCUGUUCCUAAACUAUUGUCAUGUUGCCGUGCAUUGUUAAAUAGUAAGUGCAUUUUGGCAGUAGAUGAAAUAAUCCCUGUAUAUGGUUUAUAUAUUAGUUUAAAUUUGCAAAAUGCUUUGAGAUUAAAGGGAUUAUAGAAAUAGGGAAAAUCCACCAGCGAUAUUACAUUGUUACUGCAGUUUUUGCUGACAUGGAUGUAGUUGACCAACCGCAUGAUCUUCACGACAGCCCACAAGCAAGUCUUGUGUCCAUAACAGGAGAGGUCAGAACCAGUGAGGCCAAUAGUUCAUUCACUGGCAGGAGAAAAUAGUUCCCAGCUCUAGAGAAUUCAGCCUUUGCCCACAUGCACACAAACUGGUAAAUUGUGGUUCAAUUUCAUGGGAGAAAAGCUUUGACCUUGUCAGCCAAGGUUGAAAAAUCUGAAGCCCCCCCCCCCCCUUCAGAUUAUAAAAUAGAAUUGAUUGGGUACCCAAAUAGUCAAGAUAGCCUGCAGUCUAGUUUGUCCGCUUAUUGGAGCUAGGUUUCCCAGCAGCAGUAAAGAUGCCCCAGUCCUGCCCUGAUCACCUCAUAUUUAACUAAUGUGUGACAAGUUCAUGGGAAGGCAUUGAACCCCCUGAAAUAUCAAUCAAGAGUCUGAAAUUGAUAAUCGAGACCACUGAGUUGGGAACUUCUAUAAAACUCUUAAGAAUCCUCUACCUUUCCCUAGCACAUCUCAUCUGAGAAUCGUAAAUGAAUGAAGCGCCUUGAUAGGUCAUUAUUAUUACUCCUGUUUUACAGGUGGGAGAAACUGAGGCACAGGGAUUGUGACUUGCCUACUGAAAGGACAAGCUGUAUUCAAAAUAAAUCUGCAACUAACAAGUGGGGUCUCUGACGUUCUGUAGUUACUGCUGCUUGGGUCUCGGCUCUGUAGUAGACUGAGUAAUUAGAACAGCUGUUUUCAAGGACAGCUGACAGAAUGAGAUGUACCAUGUUUGAGUGUCUGUGUCCAGGUCUAUGAAAGCCCAGUAAAUAGUCACUUCAGGAAAUACAGGUUUUCUGCCAAUAGCCUUGUAUUUCUCAGUGCCAGAUGCCUCAUCACAGUAUCGGGAACACAUUCUCUAGCUGCUUUCCAUUACACCUGGGUCCUUAUUUGCACAGUGCUGUCCAGAACUCAGAAACUGAAUGAAUCCAUCCUAGCUGUAGGGACCUGGAAAAUCCAGGAAGUUGAAGCACCUAAUUCUGAUCCCUUGAAAGAAGCAAUUUAAAUGAUGGGUGAAGUGUGAAGCUUAUGAAAUGGAUGGUGUGGGAGGAAUGACUGCAUUAGUUUGUAUCAAGUAAGGGCAUGGGCAGGCACUGCACUUCUCUGGCAACUCUGCCAAGAUACCUCAAUUUUGACUACCAGCUCCCCUGGCUAUUCCAGUCCUGGGACUGUCCUGAGCAGACUCUCAGUUGUGGUGGGUUUGUGUUGUGGACUAAAAUCCAUUGUUUUAUCACUUUUUUUUUUGUUUUUCUCCCACUUGCUUGGAUUUAAGUCUCUGCUUGUAAGGUGAAUGGC
This is a messenger RNA of Trachemys scripta elegans, 6521 nucleotides long. RefSeq names its product RecQ like helicase 5 (gene RECQL5). Gene Ontology annotation, biological process: double-strand break repair via homologous recombination. Gene Ontology annotation, cellular component: chromosome; cytoplasm. Lineage: Eukaryota; Metazoa; Chordata; Testudines; Emydidae. The record is from RefSeq and is a predicted model, not a curated record. The transcript is spliced from 8 exons. The coding region runs from base 1132 to 2409 and encodes 425 amino acids. Gene Ontology annotation, molecular function: four-way junction helicase activity; ATP binding; nucleic acid binding.